AUGGCAAUUGAAGAGUCAACAAUUACUAUAAUCCUACUAUUUGUAGGAUCAUUCCUUAUGAUAAUUACACUUGAGCCAAUUUACAGGGACUAGUUAUAUGAAGCAAGUGUGGAUCUCAUUAUUGAGAUCCAGUCAAAGACUAACCAAAUCUUAAUUUAUUUCAUGGAAACUGUUUCAAAUCUGGCAAUUGUUACAAUGUUUGCCUCUAUGAUUGUUACCUAUAUAUUCAGCAAAAGGUCAAGAGCAUUUUAUUACACGGCAGCUGUUUGCUUUAAUCUCUACAUGAUGAGUAUAGGGAAAAUGGCUUAUCACAAUCCGAGACCUUACAUGGUUUCUGAUGCUAUCUAGGUAUUCGGCUGUUCUAAGGAAUUCGGUCAUCCUAGUGGGCACACCUUCAGUUCAAGUGCUAUUCUUCUUAUCAUUAUGUGGGACAUUUGCAGUUCUCAAUCAAAUAAGAGAAUAAAGAGCAUUAUCAAAGUAAUUACAGUCAUUAAUAUUCUCUUGAUUGGAUUUUCAAGACUUCAUAAUGGUGAUCACACUUUAGAUUAGAUCUUCUUGGGCUGGGAAUUUGGAGUCUGGCAAGCUUGUCUAUUCAACUAUGCUCUUAAAGAGCCUUUAAUGAACCAUAUUAAUAGAAUCAUUACGACUAAGGUUUCCACAUCAGAAUUUACUAGAUACUGCCUCAUUUCAACACUAAUGUUUUUUGGAGCAUUAGUGUCGAUAGUUUAGACUUAUGAAUAUGUAGAAAUGACUUUCAAGGUGCCAGAUGACUGGAGACAGAGACUUGAUUAAAAGUGCCAUGUUCCAGCAGAUGAUGUAAUGACUUUUAAUUCAGCAAGUUUUGUAUAAGCUGGGACUUUCACAAUUGCUUAUACUGGUUACAUUGGAUCUCUUUUCUUAGGAUAGUAUAACAUUCCAGUCAUAACACAUACUCUAAGAAAAAUCAUUCUACUAGUGAUACUAGCUCUGCCAGGCCUUGGCAGUUCUGAAUAUGGAUUAAAGCAAACUGAACCAUACAUUGCCUUGAUUUUCGUCACACUUCUUCCCUGUCUAUACUUUGGAGUUGUUAUGUAUUUCUUGAUCGAUUACAUUUCAGGAGAUUACUUUACAUAUUAAGUCAACCACCAACCUUAAAAUUUAGAAAAAUCACUUAUCAUUUAAAAUCACAUGAUUUCCUUGCAAUCAUAAUAAAAUAUCCAAGUUUACUACGGAAAUAUGAUGGUUUGA
Stylonychia lemnae is the source of this 1227-nucleotide messenger RNA. The record is from the annotation of a GenBank genome assembly. NCBI's taxonomy places the organism in Eukaryota, Ciliophora, Spirotrichea, Sporadotrichida, Oxytrichidae.